AUGGUCCAGACUGAGAGGUUGACAGAAAACAACUCGGCAUCGGCCCAAAGGCAAAAGGCAAAGAAGAACGACCAAACAGGUCCAGCUCCACCAGAUUGGGAGGCUAUCGACCUUCCUCCAGAUUACAUUCUCGCCCAUUUGACAGACGUACACUGCCACCCCACAGACCUAACACACCCGCCAGAAGUAUACGACGCCGUCAAACUCGGGGGUUUGGCGGGGAUGGCGACUGUGAGGGAGGAUCAGGAUAAAGUUCGGAACCUCAGUUUGGAGAGGGAGUGGAUGAGAGGAGGCGAUGGGAGGAAGGGGAAGGAGGGGAGAGGGGUGGGGGUUGUUGCUUGUUUUGUAGGGUAUCAUCCAUGGUUUACACAUCGAUACACAUUCUCCCCUCCUGAAUCUCUACCUUCCAAAGAGGAACACUACACCUCUCUCUUCUUCCCCGCCUCCUCCUCUGCCUCUGCCUCUCUAUCCGAAAAACCAACCCAAGACCAGCACCUCCUCUCAACCCUCCUCCCCUACAUGCCAGAACCCCUACCCUUCCAGCCCAUGCUCGCCAAACUCCGAGAAGAUCUGGAAAAGAGUCUGGGAGAGGAGCGGUUGACGAUGGUGGGGGAGGUGGGGCUGGACGGGAGUGCGAGGAUGCGGUGGCCGCAAGAAGGAAAAGGAGAAGAAGAAGAAGAAGAAGAAUGGCGCCGCCUAACCCCAUUCAAAGUCCCCCUCCCGCACCAACGCGCCAUCCUCCUAGCCCAGAUCGACAUUGCCAUAGAGCUGGGGGUGAAUGUUUCGUUGCAUAGUGUUGCUUGUUCUGGUCCGACAAUGGACGCGCUUAUGGAGGUCAAGAAGAAUUAUGGAGAAAGGUUUUUGAGACGGAAACAUUUCCCAAACCUCUUCAUAUCCCCCUCCAUCCCCAUCACCUCCCGCUCCCCGCACGCCCCUGCGCUCAUCCGCGCGAUCCCGAGAAACAGGAUGUUGGUAGAGUCGGACUGUCAUGAUGUGAGGUUGGUGACGAGGAUGGUUUGGGGGGUUGUGAGGUGGGUUGGGGAGGUUAGGGGGUGGGGUGUUGAAGGUGUUAGUGGAGAGGGAGAAGGGGAAGGAGAAGAAGGAGGGAUAGAGGGAGGGGACUGGGAGAUGCAAGAGGAAGAGGACGAAGUGUAUGAUGAGAAAGGAAGACUUGUGGAGGGGCCGGUAUGGACUGUGAGGCAGGUUGAGCGAAAUUGGGCGAGGUUUAUGCGUCUUAUCCAGGAUUGA
Molecule: messenger RNA, 1248 nt
Organism: Cryptococcus wingfieldii CBS 7118
Lineage: Eukaryota; Fungi; Basidiomycota; Tremellomycetes; Tremellales; Cryptococcaceae
Exons: 6
Coding region: 1-1248 (415 amino acids)
Molecular function (GO): hydrolase activity, acting on ester bonds
Source: RefSeq, a predicted model, not a curated record